CGAGGUCGUAAGUUCAUUCGCUGUUACUAUUGCUACAUCCAAGGUCAAGGAGCUUACAAAAGUCGCUAUUUUUCCACACCACAUUCAAAAAUGUCAACUGAAUCGAAAGACAAACAUUAUCAGGCAUCGACAAACACAAAAGGAGAAUUUGUUCGCAAGAGUUCUCAGUUUCAUGACGAGGUAACAGCAGACGGUUCGAGCGGUUUCAAAGCGGAAGCCAAUCGCUACCAUUUGUAUGUGAGUCUUGCUUGCCCAUGGGCGCACAGAACUCUCAUAGUGCGUAAACUAAAAGGUUUGGAGAAUGUGAUAAGUUUGAACGUGGUGGAUUGGCUCAUGGAAGGCAAGGGCUGGAAAUUUGACAAUGAAGGAAAGCCAGGAACAACGCCAGAUACUGUGAACAACUUUGGUUAUCUAAGCGAGGUGUACGCCUUAUCUGAACCAGAAUACGAUGGUCGAUGGACAGUGCCUGUUUUGUUUGAUAAACUCCAGAAGAAGAUUGUGUGUAAUGAGUCCAGUGAAAUCAUUCGCAUGCUGACCAGAGAAUUCAACGAGUUUUGCCCGACUUUAGAACAGAAAGAGCUGGACCUUUACCCGGUGGAAUUGCGAAAAGAUAUUGAUGAAAUGAACGAUUGGGUUUACCCGAAUAUCAAUAAUGGUGUUUAUCGUUGUGGUUUUGCGACCUCACAAGAAGCUUAUGACAAUGCCGUUACACAACUCUUUGAAGCUCUCGAUAAACUUGAGGAAAUUUUAUCAACACGAAGAUUCCUGGUCGGGAAACAAUUCACAGAAGCUGACGUUCGUUUGUUUACGACUUUGGUUCGCUUUGACCUGGUGUAUCACGGUCAUUUUAAGUGUAACAAGAUGAGAAUAAUUGAUUAUCCGAAUAUUUGGGGGUAUACCCGCGACAUUUAUCAGAUUCCUGGCGUGGCAGAAACGUGCAACUUUGGACACAUCAAGAAACAUUACAUGCAAAGUCAUCGCAAUAUCAAUCCGCACGGGAUCGUCUCAGUUGGACCAGAUCUUGACUUCUCAGCUCCGCAUAGGCGAGAGGCUCUUGGCCAGUAAAAAACAGUCGAACACUUUCUAAACAUAUACAGUACCGCUCAAAACCUAACACUGCGUUCUCGUUCCAUUUGCGUUUCGUUUGCGUUUCGUUUGCGUUUCAUUUGCGUUUCGUUUGCGUUUUUUAUUUCGGAACGUGUUUUCUGUUUGGGUUUUUUCUGAGCGUUUUUUUUCCUGAGCGAUUUCAAGGCACGCAAUCAUAUUUGAACGUAGUUAUUACAAGGCUGUAUUUAUUAACUUGGCUUUUUUAAAUAAAAUAACCCACUGACAA
This is a messenger RNA of Dendronephthya gigantea, 1333 nucleotides long. RefSeq names its product glutathionyl-hydroquinone reductase YqjG-like. The transcript is spliced from 6 exons. Gene Ontology annotation, cellular component: cytoplasm. Bases 91 to 1065 code for a protein of 324 amino acids. NCBI's taxonomy places the organism in Eukaryota, Metazoa, Cnidaria, Anthozoa, Malacalcyonacea, Nephtheidae. The record is from RefSeq and is a predicted model, not a curated record. Gene Ontology annotation, molecular function: glutathione transferase activity.